GUUGCAGGCGUGGGCCACGUUGCUGUACGGUCGGGCAUAGAACUUCUGUAGAAUUAUGGGUUUUGGUGAUCUGAAAUCUAACCAGGGUCUCCAGGCUCUAAACAGCUACCUCGAAGACAGAAGCUACAUCGAAGGGUAUGUUCCGUCGCAGGCUGAUGCCGUGGUGUUUGAUGCUCUGUCCAGUGCCCCACCUGCAAACCUAAUGCAUGCCCUUCGGUGGUACAACCAUAUUAAAAGCUAUGGUUCAGAAAAAUCGAGUUUUCCAGGACAGAAGAAAGAUGUGAGUGCGUACGGUUCAGCGGCCGCAAACAACGCGAGCGGAGAUGCUGGCGAUGAUGGUGAUGAUGAUGAUGAUGAUUUUGACUUGUUCGGGGAUGAUGCUGAUGCCGAAGCUGCUCAGCAAAAACUACGAGAAGAGCGUAAAGCAGAGGCUGAGGCCAAAAAAGCCGGUGGAAAGAAAGGAGUCAUAGCCAAAAGUAGCGUUGUUUUAUACGUGAAGCCUUGGGACGACGAAACAGACAUGAAGGAGGUGGAGAGACUAGUACGAGGGGUAGAGAUGGACGGUCUUCUCUGGGGAACUUCCAAACUUGUACCAGUUGGAUACGGAAUCAACAAGUUACAGAUUGCAUGUGUGAUAGAAGAUGCAAAGGUCAGUAUGGAUGAUCUCCAGGAACAAAUUGAAAGCUUUGAGGACCUGGUACAGUCAACAGACAUUGCGUCGUUUAACAAAGUUUAGCUUGCUGUAUCCAUUGUGUAAUAAAACCCUCUUUGUGCUAUGUA
This is a messenger RNA of Liolophura sinensis, 780 nucleotides long. Its product is annotated as elongation factor 1-beta-like. The record is from RefSeq and is a predicted model, not a curated record. The transcript has 6 exons. Gene Ontology annotation, molecular function: translation elongation factor activity; guanyl-nucleotide exchange factor activity. Gene Ontology annotation, cellular component: eukaryotic translation elongation factor 1 complex; cytosol. Lineage: Eukaryota; Metazoa; Mollusca; Polyplacophora; Chitonida; Chitonidae. Bases 56 to 736 code for a protein of 226 amino acids. Gene Ontology annotation, biological process: translational elongation.